Cylindrotheca closterium is the source of this 855-nucleotide messenger RNA. The record is from the annotation of a GenBank genome assembly. NCBI's taxonomy places the organism in Eukaryota, Bacillariophyta, Bacillariophyceae, Bacillariales, Bacillariaceae.
AUGGCAGAUUACGGAUAUGAAGAUGCGGCUCCAGAUGUCGCAGCAACGAAUAUGAAGGAAUUGGGAUACGAAGAUGCCGCCCCGGAUGUGGCGUCGAAUAACAUGAAUGAUUUGGGAUAUGAAGCUGCCUCUCCAGAUGUAGCAGCCACGAAACAAGUUAGUGCCGGUUUCGAUUUGAGUCUAGAUGAUGCCAAACCAAAGAAAACCAAAAAGCCAAAGCAAAAGAAGGGUCUCUUUCAUAGUUUCCAAAUGGCGAUGGGAGACUCUCACAGAGAACGGCAAGAAAGGGGAAGAACAGGAAGGACACCAAGAAGGAGCUCCCUGAAACAAGAAGGAAAACCACGACGGUCAUCGAUUGGAUAUAAGGGUGAAAUCGACGUUAUGCUUCCAGGCAAAAGUCGGCCUACCAGAAGACGCAGAUCGAUUUCUUUCGACCAAGACAAUAUUUUUGAUAUUGAGCCAGUGACCGACAUGAAUCCUGACAAAAAGGAAAUGUGGUUUCAGGACGAAGAGUAUGAUGUCAUGCAACAAAAGGCGGAGAUGACAAGUCAGUUUGUCAUGAUGGGAGGAGAAGCGAUGGCGAAGAAGAAGAAUAUUGAAACCAGAGGUUUGGAGAAAUUGUAUGAUUACGAAAACGUAGCGGAAAACCAACAGAUGGCAUACAGAUCAGUAUUUUUGGAACAAGGAUUUCAACGAGAGGAGGGUGAAUACAAUGAUGAAGUUGUCUCGUGUUUAUACAGGGUUGCGUCUAUGAAAAGUCAGGCCAAUGCCCUUGCGCGAGCAAAUGCUGAUGAGGCUGACAUUGAAGAAUAUACGAGAGAGACCCGGCGAAGAAUCCGUCGCUCGUCAAUGUAG